Messenger RNA from Carassius carassius (crucian carp), 3050 nucleotides. RefSeq names its product carcinoembryonic antigen-related cell adhesion molecule 5-like. The transcript is spliced from 15 exons. Gene Ontology annotation, molecular function: transmembrane signaling receptor activity. Gene Ontology annotation, biological process: cell surface receptor signaling pathway. The coding region runs from base 84 to 2984 and encodes 966 amino acids. The record is from RefSeq and is a predicted model, not a curated record. NCBI's taxonomy places the organism in Eukaryota, Metazoa, Chordata, Actinopteri, Cypriniformes, Cyprinidae.
ACAUAACCCCAAAGCCAACCAUCACAAAACAUCAGUGGUUUGAACCCUUCUACAUUAAGGAGCGAGUCCAGCUUAAUUGUAAUAUGCCAGGAGUUGGUUGGGAAUACCACUGGUAUAAAAAUGAAAAACUUCAGAUUACAAAUCCAGAAUUGACCAUCGACUCAGUAUCUGUCACUCACACUGGUGACUAUCGCUGCAAAGCACAGAGAGGAGACUUCUCAGUGAACAGUGAGACUCUACAAGUGCGAGUUCAAGAUCCACCUAAACCACAAAUCCAGUCUGAAUGGACCGAAGCGUUUCAUGGUGAAAAAGUCUCUUUGCAGUGUGUCAUACAAGAUUCAAAAAGCUGGAAUUAUAUGUGGUUCAGGGAUCAGAACAAGAUUGUCUCGAGUGAUGGAACAAACACUCUCACACUCUCGGUUCAGUCCAGUCAUCACGGAGUGUAUGAGUGUCAAGCUGAGCUGCAGAACAGAAAGGUGAUGACUACAAAAAGCCCACCGCAUUCGUUAACAGUCCAUGGACCACAGCCAACAAUCAUUCUGAAGCAAGAUCCAUCAUACACCGAUAUCUACACUGGAGAACAAGUCAAACUCACUUGUAGCAUUCAAGAGAAGACUUCAAAAUGGCAAUAUAUUUGGCAAAAUGCUUCACAGCAAGUAAACACUGACCUCGACAAUCCAGUUUACACAAUUCAAUCUGCUACACUCUCUCGAAACGGAGAAUACACUUGCCAAGUAAGAAGGGGAGAGAAGACAUCAUCAAAGUCAACAAAACUGACAAUAAUAGAGCCACCUAAACCAGAACUGUCAAUCAUCCCUCAAUGGAAAACAUUUUACCCGACUGAAAAACUGACUCUGAAAUGUUCAGUAACAGAAGAUUCAGAUAAAUGGAGCUAUGAAUGGUUUAGAAACGGAGAUCCACUUCACUCUUCUGGAAACACACUCUCCAUCAGCUCAGUUAAAGCGGAUCAUGCUGGACAGUACACAUGCAGAGGAAAACAUCAGACGAGAACGCCAGUGACUACAGGAGAAGCUGAAGCUCUGCAACUUCAUGUUCAUGAUACCACUCCAAAGCCAACUAUCACAAAACAUCAGUGGUUUGAACCCUUCUACAUUAAGGAGCGAGUCCAGUUUAAUUGUAAUAUGCCAGGAGUUGGUUGGGAAUACCACUGGUAUAAAAAUGAAAAACUUCAGAUUACAAAUCCAGAAUUGACCAUCGACUCAGUAUCUGUCACUGACACUGGUGACUAUCGCUGCAAAGCACAGAGAGGAGACUUCUCAGUGAACAGUGAGACUCUACAAGUGCGAGUUCAAGAUCCACCUAAACCACAAAUCCAGUCUGAAUGGACCGAAGCGUUUCAUGGUGAAAAAGUCUCUUUGCAGUGUGUCAUACAAGAUUCAAAAAGCUGGAAUUAUAUGUGGUUCAGGGAUCAGAACAAGAUUGUCUCGAGUGAUGGAACAAACACUCUCACACUCUCGGUUCAGUCCAGUCAUCACGGAGUGUAUGAGUGUCAAGCUGAGCUGCAGGACAGAAAGGUGAUGACUACAAAAAGCCCACCGCAUUCGUUAACAGUCCAUGGACCACAGCCAACAAUCAUUCUGAAGCAAGAUCCAUCAUACACCGAUAUCUACACUGGAGAACAAGUCAAACUCACUUGUAGCAUUCAAGAGAAGACUUCAAAAUGGCAAUAUAUUUGGCAAAAUGCUUCACAGCAAGUAAACACUGACCUCGACAAUCCAGUUUACACAAUUCAAUCUGCUACACUCUCUCGAAACGGAGAAUACACUUGCCAAGUAAGAAGGGGAGAGAAGACAUCAUCAAAGUCAACAAAACUGACAAUAAUAGAGCCACCUAAACCAGAACUGUCAAUCGUGUCUCAAUGGAAAACAUUUUAUCCGACUGAAAAACUGACUCUGAAAUGUUCAGUAACAGAAGAUUCAGAUAAAUGGAGCUAUGAAUGGUUUAGAAACGGAGAUCCACUUCACUCUUCUGGAAACACACUCUCCAUCAGCUCAGUUAAAGCGGAUCAUGCUGGACAGUACACAUGCAGAGGAAAACAUCAGACGAGAACGCCAGUGACUACAGGAGAAGCUGAAGCUCUGCAACUUCAUGUUCAUGACAUAACCCCAAAGCCAACCAUCACAAAACAUCAGUGGUUUGAGUUGUUCUACACUGAGGAACAAGUCCAGCUUAAUUGUAAUAUGUCAGGAGUUGGCUGGGAAUACCAGUGGUAUAAAGGCUCAACUCCUCUUAUCAAAAAUGCAGAAUUGACCAUCAGCUCAGUAUCUCACACUCACACUGGUGACUAUCACUGCAAAGCACAGAGAGGAGGCUUCUCAGUGAACAGUGAGACUCUACAUGUGCGAGUUGAAGCUCGUCCAGCUGUAUCCCUGAGUCUGGAGACUGAACUGGGCGACAUUAUGACUGGUGACAUGACUCUGAGGUGUAACGUCUCAGACGGCAGACAGUGGAACUACACCUGGUUCAUGAACGGACAGCAGCUCAACGAAACCUCAGAUGUACUCAAGAGGAAAGGAAAUGAGGAAACAAUCAAAAGUGAAUUCAAGUGCAAGGGAAUAAACACAGAGAGACCUCUGUACUCCGCUCUGAGUGACGGCUUCAUAGCCAAUAAUAUCAUAUUCAAAAGGAAGAUACUGCUGGCCAUCUCAUUAUGUCUCGUCUGCUGUAUUGUAAUCCUGAUCAUUGGAUGCAUCGUUCUAAAAAUCACCCGUAAACCAGAGGUCAAAGAGACAGCACAAGAAGACUUGUUUUUCUCGAUGACAGACUCCAAGAUCCAAACUGCUUCACCCAUGAAGGAGUACAUGGACAGCAGUCCAACAGAGCUGGAGGAAUGUCAGGAAAAAGAAGAACUGAUCACUGAUCGUAAUUCAGCCGUUCAAGAGGAUGGUGUGAUUAAAGAUGAAGAAACGCCGGCAUCAGAAGGCAAUGGCCUGAUAUCAUUUAAAGGUAAAUUAUGUAAAUGAUUUAUUAUAGUAUCAUUGAGAAACUAUCAUAGUCAUUUUCAUUCUUAUAUUUUUUGUUUUCAUUUU